AUUAUCUGAGUGACUCGGGGUUUUGGUGUCUGCCUCCGAGCGCGUGUGUGUGUGUGUAUGUUGGAGGGAGAAAAGAGAUAAAGAGAGAGAGAGUAAGGGAGGGAGAGGCAAGCAGCGUUUCUUCUCCCCCCUUUAGCCUCCCCGUCUCCCUGCUCCCUGUCACUCCAUCCUUCCUCCCCUCUCCUGGACCACCCUCCAGCCCUGCUUCGAGCCGGACCGAGACCCCCUACCACCCAGACCACCCCGGGACCCUUUGACUCUCCUCACUUCUCCGUCCCACCAACCAACACCUCUGAGCAGGAAUUUCUCUCCUCUCCUCCCCUGGAGUGCCAUCUGUCAACAACUCAACAGCACAAUAUCCGCUGAGUCCACUUCCACACUUUAGUUGAUCUUAAUACCCUUCUGCUGGCCAAGCGCAGCAAAGUGCAUCAGCCAGACGUCCAGUCUCCCCGUUCUGCUGGAAGGCUGCCAGCCACAGGUCACAUGACCUGGAAGAAAAAACCUGGGAGACUUUUGGGAUCCCUUUUCGCAUGGGCUGGUUAUCAACCUGAAGGGAAGUCCAAAGGCUGAUGAACUGAUCUGUGUCCGUGUGAGACCACAUUGCUCUGGUGUCCUGUAUGCCCUGGGAACACAACGCCCAGUGCAAAUCUGGUGACUGGCUGGCUGGAAUACCACACUACUCCUUCUCCUUCUGAGGACAUCCCAUUCCAGGACGGUGCUUUGCUCUCACUUCCUCACAGCAUGGAGCCAACCAAAGUCCAGUCAGAGGGUGGCCUCAAUGUCACCCUUACCAUCCGCCUCCUCAUGCAUGGAAAAGAGGUUGGAAGCAUAAUUGGAAAGAAGGGGGAAACAGUAAAAAAGAUGCGAGAAGAGAGCGGGGCACGAAUCAAUAUUUCUGAGGGGAACUGUCCAGAGAGGAUUGUCACCAUUACCGGACCAACAGACACCAUCUUCAAAGCUUUUGCUAUGAUCGCCUACAAAUUUGAGGAGGACAUAAUCAAUUCCAUGAGCAACAGCCCAGCAACCAGCAAGCCCCCUGUCACCUUAAGGCUUGUAGUGCCAGCCAGCCAGUGUGGCUCCCUCAUAGGUAAAGGAGGCUCCAAAAUAAAAGAAAUGAGAGAGUCCACAGGGGCCCAGGUUCAGGUGGCAGGAGACAUGCUGCCCAACUCCACAGAGCGUGCAGUGACAAUCUCUGGAACCCCAGAAGCCAUCAUCCAAUGUGUCAAACAGAUCUGUGUGGUCAUGCUGGAGUCUCCACCAAAAGGUGCCACCAUCCCUUAUCGCCCAAAGCCCGCCUCCACCCCGGUCAUUUUUUCUGGGGGCCAGGCCUAUACAAUUCAGGGACAGUAUGCCAUACCACACCCGGAUCAGUUGACCAAGCUCCACCAGUUGGCUAUGCAGCAAACCCCCUUUACCCCUCUCGGACAGACCACCCCUGCUUUCCCUGGUUUGGAUGCCAGUCCACCAGCCAGUACCCAUGAACUCACCAUUCCUAAUGAUCUAAUAGGCUGCAUCAUUGGACGCCAGGGAACCAAAAUAAAUGAGAUUCGACAGAUGUCUGGAGCGCAGAUCAAAAUUGCAAACGCCAUGGAGGGCUCGUCAGAGCGCCAGAUCACCAUAACAGGGACUCCAGCUAACAUCAGCCUGGCCCAGUAUCUCAUCAAUGCCAGGCUGACGUCUGAAGUCACUGGAAUGGGCACACUCUAAUUUCUACCCAUCUUCCCUCAGUGCAUCACAUGACCUUUGAGCAAAUGGCAUUGCACAUAGUAUAUUUAUUAUUUCUCUGUAUUUGACUGUCCUGAUAUUUAUGUGACUUUAACCUUUAUAAUUUCUAGUGUUUACCAUAAACACGUGUAUUUGCACUGUUACUAGGAUUCCUCACACCUAUCCUGUUGUUUCUGUUUCUGAAAGGUCGCUUUACUUUUUUGUCACUCUAGUACCUUUCAUGGCAUCUCAUGCACUGCACCAUUUUGUUUUUACCUCAUGUUGUAGCACAUCACUGUACUUUUCUGUUUUGCACUGCAGGCACCUGAAAGUAAAUGCAAAGUAAACCUAAAGACUGGUGACAAUUUAAACCAAGGUUGUCCCUCUUCCACCCCACAAUCUAAUAUGCUGACACAUUUUUAUUCCAUAUUUUAACAACCUGUGUCAGUGCAUUAGGCUACUCACACAAAAGCCCAAUAAGCAACUCUAAACCAGGUAUUUUAUUCCUGUUUAUUUUAUACUGUGCGUUACUGUGUGCCUGUAGACAUAUGCAUACAUAUGCCUGCUUGUCUUAGUGUUGUGUGUACACUAUAGAUUGAUCUGCAUGACACAUGAAACCUACUGCAUUUCCAAGUUAUUUCAAAAUCAUACAGGUAGAAAGGGAGACUGAACGGUGAAGGGGAACGGAACAAGCUGUGAACGUCUAUUUAUGAUCUGGAUGUGUCACUCUGACUCCAAUCUGAAAUGACCUCAUGGGCGCAGGCCAAUAAACAUCCACUGUAAUGCACAAAUAUCCGUCUUUCUGAGUUUCAUGUGAGACCUGACGAGAAGGUUGGGCGGAAAAAAAUGAAAAUAAGCCAAGUAAAUGACUGCAGUGAAGAGCGAAAUCCAAAUGCAUGCUACAAAUAAAGCCCACUUUAUUCGCCCAUACUCAACCAACAUAAUAUAAUCAUGUUAUCCAUGCUGCCAUCAUAACAGCUAUGUAUAAGAGGCAUGGGCCAUAUAAAGAGCUGAGAAUCAUCUAGUGUAUAUUUGCACUUAAUUUAAGGUUUCAGUAUUUGCCAUAAGGGCUGUUUUUCACAUCUGUUUGCAAGCCUGUGUUUCUGGUUAGCAUUUAUGACUCAUUGGAAACAUGUUACAUAUGUAUCUGCAAUGAACUAGCUGGUAUUGCAGCUGGUAUGUCAGCUCAUCAAGCUACAUACGUAUAAGGCUUACAUAUACAUUUAUGUAUGACUCUCUGCGGUUGACAUGCAAUGCAGAAUCUCCUUGGUUACACCAUGUUUUAGCUACUAAUAAAUGCACACACACACACACACACACACACACACACACACACACACACACACCCAACCUGCAUCCCUGCUCAAACUGAAGCUGAAUGUAUUUCAAAAUGUUUUUAACUGCUGUCAAUAACAUGUCAUAUUCGAUCAAAACACCUUUGACGGUGUCUUUUUGGCAUUUAAAUAAGUAAAAUAAAUGUGAUGCAUAAUGAUGAAUACAGUAGAGAUGCUUAUUUAUCAAAAAGUUUUCAGUUUUUUAAGGUUGAGCAGUUUACUCUGAAAACGAUGUUUGUUAUAGAUGAUCUAUUUAAAAUUGUAAUCUGCAAAUUUUAAGACAAGAUACAUACAAUGUUAUGUAAUCUGAUUGUUUUCUAUUAUGUUAGAGUUCAAACAUAAACAAAGACUUUCCUUGUGUUUUCAGACAUUUCAAUAGAUGGCCUCAUCAGUAUUUGCAGCUCUCAUUUCACCCUGUAUUUGAUGCCAUUCCUAGGGCAUUAAAUACAGAAGCUUGGUCAGUUGCCAUCAGCAGCUGAAUUCGAUGCACAAGGCACCCUUUAGUUUCAGCUUUCAGCUGACCAUAAUGUCAACCCUUCCAUCGCAACAACGUAAUAUAGAGAGCAAGAAUGUCUAAGUAGGGCGGCAGGGGUUGUGGUGGUGAAUGGGUCUAACAAACAUGGACUUUAAUCCAGGAGACCACUGUUAGUGUCCAGUGUAAAAACAAAAGCCCACUUUGUUUUAAUGUAGCCUUACAUAACUUAGGUAGACACAUGAGAUAAUUAAGUCACUCGUGAUGUAUUUCCGACACGUUACAUACUUAUUUUAACCCACAACAUGAUUUUUUUCAAGACCUAAUCUAGUAGUUUUGUCCCCUGAAACUAACUGUGACCGUUUGACAAUGUUACCCACGUGUUUCAUGUUUUACGCAGAGGAAAGCCUUUGUGUCGGUAUGAGAUGCAGAGGGGGUUUGAUACAGCAUUUUUUUCAACUAUGUAGUUUUUUUCAACUACAUUACACAUUUAACAUCAUGUGACAUAAUGUCACAUGACGU
Messenger RNA from Epinephelus fuscoguttatus (brown-marbled grouper), 4032 nucleotides. It is a transcript of the gene pcbp3, whose product is annotated as poly(rC) binding protein 3. The transcript is spliced from 17 exons. The coding region runs from base 742 to 1707 and encodes 321 amino acids. Gene Ontology annotation, molecular function: mRNA binding. Gene Ontology annotation, biological process: regulation of RNA metabolic process; regulation of gene expression. The record is from RefSeq and is a predicted model, not a curated record. Gene Ontology annotation, cellular component: nucleus; cytoplasm. Lineage: Eukaryota; Metazoa; Chordata; Actinopteri; Perciformes; Serranidae.